CCCAUGGCCAGACACCACCCCGCAAUAAUGUUGCUGCUCCUCCUCGCAGACAACGGGUCCUUCAAUUGCCUCUGCUGCUCCCCUUCUCCUCCCCUUCGCUGCUCUUCUUUUCCCCCGCCUGCUUCCUACGCCCAACUGCUGUAUCUCACCAGCCAGUCCCAGUGUGCUCACACCGAUCAACUGCCACUGAUCCCCACUUCGCCCCACUCCCAUCUCCCCAGCCUUUUGCCUUCACGACCAUGGCUGUGAAUGGCAGCUCUGGAAAUUCCGUGACGGAUCCCGCACCAGGCCAGAUUCCCAACGACGGCACAGGAAUUGUUGAGCUCGACAGCUACCUCUCGCCCUUCAAAGACGCCCUCCGCAGUCGUUACGCAAAAACAAGACAGUGGUUGAAGACAAUCGACGAGACCGAGGGCGGCAUUGAAAACUUCACCAGGGGUUACGAGCUGUUCGGCUUUCAUGUCCAAGACAACGGCGACGUCAAGUACAGAGAGUGGGCCCCCAAUGCCCUGCGAGCCUACCUGAUCGGAGACUUCAACAACUGGGAUCGCGAUGCUACCCCUAUGAACAAGAAUGAAUUUGGUGUGUUUGAAGUGAUAGUUCCGGGAAACAAUGGCAAACCAUCCAUUCCCCAUGACUCCAAGAUCAAGAUCUCACUCGUCGUGCCAAAUGACCACGCUCGACAGGAGCGCAUCCCCGCUUGGAUCAAGCGGGUGACCCAAGACCUCAACGUUUCCCCUGUAUACGAUGCUCGUUUCUGGAAUCCCCCCAAAGAAGCGACUUAUGUUUUCAAGAACAAGCGCCCACCGAAACCCCGAAGCGCCAGAAUCUACGAAGCCCACGUUGGCAUCUCUUCGCCGGAGCAAAAGGUGGCUACCUACAAGGAAUUCACACACAAUAUUCUUCCGAGAAUCAAGGACUUGGGAUACAACGUCAUCCAGCUGAUGGCCAUCAUGGAGCAUGCUUACUAUGCGAGCUUUGGCUACCAAAUCAACAGCUUCUUCGCUGCGAGCAGUCGCUACGGACCACCAGAUGACCUCAAGGAACUCAUUGAUACCGCUCACGGCAUGGGAAUCACGGUGUUGCUCGAUGUUGUGCACAGCCACGCCUCUAAGAAUGUACUGGAUGGGUUGAACAUGUUCGACAACAGUGACCACCUCUACUUCCACGAAGGUGCCAAGGGUCGCCAUGAGCUUUGGGACAGUCGCCUCUUCAACUAUGGCAGCCACGAAGUACUUCGUUUCCUUAUGAGCAACUUGCGCUUUUGGAUGGAGGAAUAUCAGUUUGACGGUUUCCGUUUCGACGGUGUAACCAGUAUGCUAUACACUCACCACGGCAUUGGAACGGGCUUUUCUGGUGGUUAUCAUGAGUACUUCGGUCCAGGUGUUGAUGAAGAAGGUGUAGUCUAUCUCAUGCUGGCCAACGAGAUGCUCCACAAACUAUACCCCGAUUGCAUAACCAUCGCAGAAGAUGUCUCGGGUAUGCCUGGUCUUUGCGUACCACUGUCGCUUGGUGGAAUAGGAUUCGACUAUCGACUUGCCAUGGCUGUUCCAGACUUGUACAUCAAAUGGUUGAAAGAGAAGCAAGACAUUGAUUGGGAUAUGGGCAAUCUUGUCUUUACUUUGACAAAUCGCCGACAUGGCGAGAAGACAAUCGCCUAUGCCGAGAGCCAUGAUCAAGCUCUUGUUGGCGACAAGACAUUGCUGUUCUGGUUGUGCGAUGCCGAAAUGUAUACUAACAUGUCCACAUUAUCGGAAGAGACAUCUGUCAUUGCGAGGGGGCUGUCCCUCCACAAGUUGAUACGGUUGAUCACGCAUGGCCUCGGGGGUGAAGGUUACCUCAAUUUCGAAGGUAACGAAUUCGGCCAUCCGGAGUGGCUUGAUUUCCCCCGCGAAGGAAAUGGCAAUAGCUUUCAAUACGCUCGGCGACAGUUCAACCUAGUCGAUGAUAAGUUGCUACGCUAUCACUUCCUAAAUGACUUCGAUAGCAAGAUGCAGUGGACUGAAGAAAAGUACGGGUGGCUCAACUCCUCGCAAGCAUACGUCAGCUUGAAGAAUGAGAACGAUAAAGUCAUUGUGUUUGAGCGAGCUGGUCUCCUCUGGAUCUUCAACUUCCACCCCUCGAACAGCUUCACCGACUACCGCGUCGGUGUAGAGCAGGAGGGCACAUAUCGUAUCGUUUUGAACACAGACAGCAAAGAUUUUGGAGGUCACGGUAACGUCGACGAGAGCACAAGGUUUUUCACAACUCCAUUUGCGUGGAACGACCGCAAGAACUUCUUACAGGUCUAUAUCCCGUCGCGCAGCGCUAUCGUAAGGCUCCUCUCUCCAAACCCUACUAGAUUUUUGCUGAUUUCUCUUUUCAGGUGCUUGCUCUGGAGAGCACCCUUUGAUGAGGAUCAAAGGAGUGAUUGAUGUGGAAAUGUUCGGUAUAAUGCCGCAAUAGCUACUUUGAUGCGUAUUCGCCAAUGCGUUUGUAUUGUAACGACCUCGAUGGUGCACGAGCUUGCGCUCUGCCCGCUGUAGAAUGGAACUUUCCUGAACGGCCGAAACGCGCCCCGAAAUUUGAAUAUAGAUUUUCCCCAGUUUGUUAUAGUAUCUAAUCACAGCCUUUCUACGGUCUGUUAUGUCAGGCUGUAUGUGUGUGAUUUGCCAAUUGAUAAGCACGUAUCGACUUGGAAAAUGACUGCAUACAAGAUAAUCAGUGUUGCAAGUAACGCUAUGGCUCCGUCAUGCUGUUCAUCUACCAUA
This is a messenger RNA of Periconia digitata, 2750 nucleotides long. The record is from the annotation of a GenBank genome assembly. NCBI's taxonomy places the organism in Eukaryota, Fungi, Ascomycota, Dothideomycetes, Pleosporales, Periconiaceae.